This is a messenger RNA of Brassica napus (rape), 399 nucleotides long. RefSeq names its product ATP-dependent Clp protease ATP-binding subunit CLPT1, chloroplastic-like. The coding region runs from base 1 to 399 and encodes 132 amino acids. The record is from RefSeq and is a predicted model, not a curated record. NCBI's taxonomy places the organism in Eukaryota, Viridiplantae, Streptophyta, Magnoliopsida, Brassicales, Brassicaceae. The transcript has 3 exons.
AUGGCUUCUUGUGACACAACCAUCGGGCCACUGCUUCAUUGCCAAGCACGGUGCUUAACAUCAGCCAGCACGGUCUUUAGCGUCCCAACAGUGAGGAUGAGGGACGUCUAUUUAGGUGCCGUACCGGUACCGGAAACGUUUCGGGGACGGGUACUUCACGGGGACAGCACUGGUACAGCUUGGGGACGGUUAGAGAACAUAGCUAUGAGUACUACUGCAGCUGCUAAGCUCCUGAGAGGGAAUGGAGUCACACUUUUUAAGGUGCGAGAUGAGACAAUUAACCUGCUAGGGAAAUCAGACAUGUACUUUUUCAGCCCGGAGCAUCCUCCUCUUACUGAACCGGCUGGAAAGGCCAUUGACUGGGCCGUUGAUGAAAAGAAGAAAUCUGGUGUUGCAUAA